AUGUACGUGGUACUCAGGGUGCAAUGGUUGGAGGGCCUAGGACUGGGGGAUAGGUUGGUCACAUUGACAACCAAAACCAACGAAGGCAUCAAGUGGACGAGCUUGAAAAAUAUGGAGAAAUUGUGGAAAUGUGGCAGCCAACUUUUUGCUAUCAAUGUAGACAAUAGAGUUGAAGGGACCGAGCUGUCACCGCCGCAUCAUUAUAAGGUCUGGGACUUCUUAGAGCAAUUCGGCAAGGAGCACUUAGAGCCUGACGAGUGGGUUUAUUUUGCAAAAGACGUUGCACAUGCUCGGAAGUUGAUUUUACGGGUCGUAUCAGAUCAAAGAGCGUGCGGGCAGUGUGCCGUUUUGAUUCAAUUUGCUGGUCGAGUCUCAAAUUCAUGUGAUUUCUUAAAUUUUGACGCGCAGUUAGGACAAGAGAAGGGGCUGUGGGGUGUGAUAGGGAAGGGGACAGAAAUUUUGCACACGCUUAACAGUGACACAAUAUAA
This is a messenger RNA of Striga asiatica, 489 nucleotides long. Lineage: Eukaryota; Viridiplantae; Streptophyta; Magnoliopsida; Lamiales; Orobanchaceae. The record is from the annotation of a GenBank genome assembly.